AUCGAGAACAUUUAGUUCUCCAGAGGAGCUGCUGCUCACACAAUAAGAGGGAGCUGCAUCCACCCGGACGCGUCUCACUCCUCGCGCAGCCAGAAGAGUGUCGUGCACACCUCACCUUUAGUGGACCCUUCUCUUUUGUUUUUUGCAGACGUCGUGACAAGACAAGACCGGUUGAAUCAUCUGUUUUGGGAGAUUCUUCUAUUUAAAAUUUCUCUCCUGUUUCCUCGAUCAGAGAUGCCCGAGGACAUGGGGACAACCAAGCCUGGAGGAGUCAUCGCCUAUAUUUCCUCCGGCUCAGCAUCCAGCCCGGAGUCCUUCAUGUUUAGCACCAGCCCCAGCAGAGGCUUCCUCGCCACGGCGCAGUCGGCGUCCCGCCCGGCGCUGCCCAGCAGGGCCGUGGGCAUGGUGGUGGACAUCUCCCCGCCGGCCAAGCGUUGCCACGGCGCCGAGAAGGCCGGUCGCUCCUCCACGUCGGCCAAGAGCAGCAUUACCAAAAUUAACGGCAUGGUGCUGUUGUGCAAGGUGUGUGGAGACGUGGCCUCGGGCUUCCACUACGGCGUCCACGCCUGCGAGGGCUGCAAGGGCUUCUUCAGGAGAAGCAUCCAGCAGAACAUCCAGUACAAGAAGUGUCUCAAGAUGGAGAACUGCACCAUCAUGAGGAUCAACAGGAACCGCUGUCAGCAGUGUCGGUUCAAGAAGUGUCUGGCCGUCGGCAUGUCCAGAGAUGCUGUCCGAUUUGGCCGCAUCCCAAAGAGGGAGAAGCAGAGGAUGCUGCUGGAGAUGCAGAACGCCAUGAACAACAUGAUGAGCAACAACAGCCAGCUGCACAGCAUGCUGCACGGCCACCAGAGCCCCGUGGAGGCCAUGACCAGCGACGCCGGCUCCUCGCCUUCCUCCUCCUCCACUUCCGACUCCCCGUCGUGCUCCAACCCGUCCUCCCCGCAGUGCCCCCAGGACUCUGAGUCCGUGGUUUCCAUGGACACCAACUCCAGCUCAGCCUCCUCCUGCGCGUCGGACAGCGGCGAGGACGAGGCUGUGACGGCAAGCAGGCGGCAGCAGCAACAGCAGCAGCAACAACAACAACAACAACAACAACAACAGCUGCAGCGCCGCGAUGCCUUCGCGUACAGCCAGCAGAGGUCGCCCUCGUCGGGGACCGUCGCCCUUGAGACGGGGUGUGACGGCCGGCUGGAGGAGCAGAGGAGUAGCUGGAGCUGCUGGAACAACAACGUGGUCAUCGGGGGUCACCAGCACGUCGCCAACACCGCUUACAGGGAGGAUAGGGGAGUUUACCAGCAGCAGCUCGCCAGCACCCCUAGCUGUAAAGCAUCAGAAGGCGGCCAGAGACAAUAUGGCUGCAACACACAAACUGCCUCAAGUGGACCAACCAGCUGCGUGAACAACAGAGCGCACUUGGUGUGUCCCAUGAACACGUCGCCCUUCGUGGACCCCCGCAAGCCGAGCCAGGAGGUGUGGGAGGAGUUCUCCAUGAGCUUCACCCCCGCCGUGCGGGAGGUGGUCGACUUCGCCAAGAGGAUCCCGGGCUUCCGCGACCUCCCCGAGCACGACCAGGUCGGCCUCCUGAAGGCCGGGACCUUUGAGGUGCUGAUGGUCCGAUUCGCCUCUCUGUUCAACGUGGUCGAGCGCACGGUGACCUUCCUGAGCGGCAAGCGCUACAGCCUCGACACGCUGCGGUCGCUGGGCGCCGGCGAGCUGCUCAACUCCAUGUGCGAGUUCAGCGAGAAGCUGGCGGCGCUGCGGCUCGACUCGGACGAAAUGAGCCUCUUCACGGCCGUGGUGCUCGUCUCAGCCGAUCGCUCAGGGAUCCAGGACCUGAACGCCGUCGAGGCCCUGCAGGACAAACUGAUCCGGGGUCUGAGAAACCUGGUGAUGCAGAACCACGCCGAGGAGUCGGCCACCACCUUCACCAAGCUGCUGCUCAAGCUCUCCGAGCUGCGUUCCCUCAACAACUUGCACUCGGAGGAGCUGCUCUCCUUCAAAGUGCACCCCUAAAAAAUGCUUCCUGCAGGGUGGGGGGGGGUCCACCAUAUAUCCACACACCUCCACCAUAUAUCCACACACCUCCACCAGGACCUGCCUCCUCCGUACCCGACCAACCCAGCUGCGUGUUCCUUUCUAGAAUGUAUCCAGAGUUAUUUUUUGUUGAGUAGACACAAAGAGAGAAUAGAAUACGUGACGUGCGGCAUCUGUAGGGCGCUAACGAAGAGUACGCAACCGGCUUUCUGGAAAAAGAAGCCGUUUGAUUCCAAAGCCAGAGACAGUUUUGCAUGUUUGUUUGGUCCAAUGUUUUUUCUGACUGUCUGAAAGACGACCGUGUGGCGACCGCUGGUAAUGCAUGGCUGCACUGAGCGCGAGCAGUUUGGACUUGGAUCUCCUCCCUCUCGUCUCAGAAAGCAUCAGUUCACUGUAAAUAGUGUUGAAUGUUUUUAUUUAAAUGCAUUUUAUUUUUUAUGUUCCAUGUCAACUGCCUGCACACUGUCUGCUGAUUUCUUUCUGGGGGGGGGGGGGGUUGUGUUAUUUGCAAUUUUAUUUUCAGAAACACUACAUUUGCAAAAUCUUCUGGAGCAGAAAAACCAAGUAACAUGUCAACGCUCCAUGUCAUCCAUGUCACACACGUGUUGCUGCUGUUUUCACACUUGUUUUUUUUGUAUUUACAGUAUAUACUUUUUAUUUUUGAUUGAGCUUUAUGUGCUUUCAGCAUAUCACUGAAUUGUAAUGUUUGUCAUCCAUUUUGUUGAUAUAUCUGUUUUAUGGCAACAAGCCAUAUGUAAAUAACUAUAUAAAUAUAUAUAAAUAUCGAAUGAACAUAGAAUAUAAAUGAUAUAGUAUGAAUAAAUACGUGAAGAAUA
This is a messenger RNA of Cyclopterus lumpus (lumpfish), 2870 nucleotides long. RefSeq names its product nuclear receptor subfamily 1, group D, member 2a (gene nr1d2a). Gene Ontology annotation, molecular function: RNA polymerase II cis-regulatory region sequence-specific DNA binding; nuclear receptor activity; zinc ion binding. The transcript is spliced from 7 exons. The record is from RefSeq and is a predicted model, not a curated record. Gene Ontology annotation, biological process: negative regulation of transcription by RNA polymerase II; hormone-mediated signaling pathway; cell differentiation. NCBI's taxonomy places the organism in Eukaryota, Metazoa, Chordata, Actinopteri, Perciformes, Cyclopteridae. The coding region runs from base 235 to 2013 and encodes 592 amino acids.